AUGACUAACAAAAAGUCACGCAAAAAUGAAGAUUUCAAAAAAGUGAAACUGAAAGUGGGAAAGAAACUCAAAAAGACGGCCACAACCGACACCACGAUUACAGGUCCUAGCUUUAUCCACUACCUAUUAAUUUAUUUUUUCAGCUAAAAGAGUUGUACUGACGACACAGUUUGAGCAAAAGACUCAUACUGAAGAAAAGCCGUUGUCAUUUCGUGGCCUGACAUUGGAAGAGUUGAGCAAGCAGUUGGGACAUUUUAAUACGGUACUUUGCAACGAAAAACAUUUUUUUUUAUUUUGCUAUUUUCAGAAUAUUAGAAAAGACGCGAUUGUGGGUAUCAAGCAGUUACUUACUUCAAGGCCCGAUUUGAUUUCCUCGCAAUUGAGAACUUUGAUUCCUUCUAUUGCCAGAUUAAUCAGCGAUGUUAGUGAAGAUAGGGAUAUGAAAAAUUUUUUUAAAUAGAAAAAAAAAAAAAAGUUUUGUUUCCCUAGGUCCUAAACCUAUCAGAAAGAUUAUUUGGAUCGAUUAAAAAAAGUGAAAUCAAUUAAGUUUAUUUAAUUUUAAAAUUGGGUAAAAUAACAAUGUUUUUUUGUUCUCUAUCCUGAUUUUUACUCAAUUUUUUUUCGUCGGUUAGCUGAAAAAAAUCGGUUUUUCUAACUUUUUAUAUUAUGUAGUCGUUGCUUCACGAUACUUACUUUUUCUGAGAAAAAGAUUCUUUUAUUUUUCUAUUUCUAAAAGAAAAAGUUUAGGCCCGAGAUUCUGCGAUGAAUGGCCAACUCAAAUCGUUAUUAAAAGUCUGUAAAAACUUCAAAUUUUGUUUAAAAAAAUGUCCUUUUUCCAGCUUUUAUGUACGGCUCCAAGUGAUUCGAUGGCGGCGCAUAUAACUCUAUUCUUGGCCCACGUUUUCCGUGGCCUCACUCACAUGGAGUUGCCGUAAGUUUUAGGGUGUUUAAAGGCUCAGGAGGAGAAGCUUGAAAAAUUGCCGUAAAAAUUUUUUUUUUUGACUUUGAAGACCAUAAAACCUGGAUUCUGUUUGUAAAGAAGCAGAGUUUUGUUGAAAAGUCUCUUUUUUUCGGAAACAUGCGCCUUUAGACAAUCCAAAACAGAAUUCAGAACUCAAAUUUAUUUUUAUUCUUUAAAUUGGGCUGUAAAUAAAACCUUUUUUGAAAAAAAGAGAAACUAUUUUUUUCACGGAUUAUUACAGUAAAACUCAUUCUUCUUGUUUUAACUUUACUCUGAAACGUAUCUAAACCCUCUUUUUUUGGCUUUUCGAAUAUUUUCGUUUCCAAAUAUUCAGUUCAGAAGUUCAAAUUUGAAGGAAAUUUGAAAUUUCUGCCGUUUUUCAAAGUAAUUUCCGCGAAAUUAUCUCUGAUUAUCCAAAAUCCAGUUAUCUUUUUCUCUGGCGGCUGUAUUGCGGAAUCACUUAAUUACGGAAUUCACUUCACAAAUUUACAUCAAAAAGACGUAUUUUCGGAAAUUCCUCUUUUUCUGCUUCUUUGAAUCCGGAUUUGUAGGAAAAAGAUGGGUUUUCAUUUUAUUUUUCUAUUUUCCUAUGUCAAUUUACAUGUGCUAGUAUCACAGUAUCUUUUCCAGAGUCCGAAAUUUCGCCCUAUCGAUUCUGGCGAUUCUGAUGGCCGCCUAUCCUCAGCUCUGCCGGAACAACGCCGAUCUCUUCCCUUCUUUUGUCAAUUUUCUCGGAAGUUCCCGGAAACCCAAUUGGAAUGCUCCCAACUUCCUGGAGACCAUUGUUUCAUUUCUAGAUGUUUUUUUUUCGUUUUCUUUUCAAAGAUAAUCAAUUUCUUCCAGAUUUAUGACGUUUCGAAGCGUCGAGAAGUGAAGCCGUGCGAAGUUGAAAUCAGUUUUGAUAAAAUAACGAUGAAAGGAGAUUUCGAUUUGAUUUCAAUAUUUCGGGAGGUUAGUUUUUUUGGUUUUGAUGAGAUGGUGGUAAUUUUUUGUGAUGAUUAUUUGAGAUUUUUCUAAUAAAUGCAGAUUUGCAAGUUUUUAAAUUUUUGAUAUAUUUUUCAGAACUUUCACUCGCCAAUAAUAUUGAUUUUCUAGUUAUAUCAAUACCAUCUUAACCCAUUGAACCAAAGAACGAAGAACAGCACCUCGACUUUAGAGUUUAUUUUGCCCCUUGAGUAAAUAUUUAUACUCGACCAUUUUCUGGUGUUGAAUUUGACAAUUUUUCUUUUAGCUAGCUAUAGUUUCAUAGAUUUCAACAAGGAAAUAGGCAAAUUCGGAAAGGGUGGAAAAAGGCUCCAUAGAAAUGUUUCUGUCAGGGUUACAAAGGUUCCGUUUCGAUGCCUUUUUGCGCCAUUUUCUCGGCCCUUAUGCACCUUUUUUGCUGCCUUUCCCUUUUUCCACUGUUUCUCGAGCCUUUAAGAUCCCAGAAAAAUGGAAGUAUUGAUAAAGGGAACCUUUUUGCUGCUUUUUGCUGCCUUUUUGAUGACUUUUUGCUGCCAUUUUGAUGCCUUUUUGCUGCCUUUUUGUUGCCUUUCUGCGGCCUUUUUCGAGCCUCUCCCUUUAAGCGGCCAUUAUCACCGCUCCGAUUUUGCCCGAGUUAUUAAAAUUAACAGCUGGAAAUUUAAAAAAUGUCAAUUCGAUAUCAGGAAAACGCGUCUCCUUUCGAUUUCCCCGUGUUCACGACGACGAAAAGCGCCUCGGUCUCUCCUUUCGAACUUCCGACGGCCUUUUUGGACCUCAGCAAAGUCCUGGCCCCGCUCUUGAGUAAGUAAUAUCAGUGUAGAGUACUGAGUUUCCUAUCCUCGAUUUUUUUUUCUCUUAAAUUUGAGCUAAGUAAUUUUCCUAGCAGACACUUAUCAUGUUCAAAAUACAAUUGGUGUUGAAAUCAAGGUCAAAAAUUAUUAAAUUUCUCAAGUUUAAUAGUUUUUCUAUUGUUUUAGCUUUGAAUAUUGGUUUGUAGCUCUUGAUGUUUCCAAUGAUUUAGAUGAAUAUGUAUUAUUAAGCGUGUUAUUCUUUACCAGCAGACACUAGGAUCUGUACAAAAAAAUAAUUUGCGUUGAAAUUUAGAUCAAAAAGGAACAAAAUUCGCUUUUUCAAUAGUUAAUUUUCAAAUCUUAGCGCUUUUUUUGGCUCAAAAAUCAUAAUUUCUUGCAGAUUUGCCCUAUCAAGUGUAAAAUCCAGAAAUUGGUUGCUUUUUAUUUCCAGCGGCCUGUAUUCUGGAAGACAAUAAAGGCGGUUUCGUUUCUGACGCUUGCAAGAUGUUGGAAACGAUCGGCCGAGCGGCUCAAAGUCAACCGAAUGCCUUUUUGAUGCCCGAUUUUAAGGUGAAAUAAUUUAGUUUUUUGAAGAAUUUAAGAAUUUGUGUGAAAAUUGACAGCAAAAAUAAUUUUAAAAAAAUUUUCCCUCAAAAUUUGCAAGCUUUUCACUAUUUUCCGAGUGACGUGGAGAAAUUUCGAAGUAGUUUUCUGGAAAAAAAAUUUUCCCAGUUUUUUUCAAUGUUUUUUUCUGGUACCUGAAUGCGAAUUCUGCGCUCUGAAAUUUCAUCUUUUUUUUGUUUCAUAGAAUCAUUUUUCAGCAAAAAGCCCAAAGCUCCAUGGAACAGGUGAAGAAAGCGGUGGGAUUGCGGAAAAAAGGCUCAAAGUUAAGAAAAUCGGCUGAUUGGCUCUUUGUUUAG
Caenorhabditis auriculariae is the source of this 3635-nucleotide messenger RNA. The record is from the annotation of a GenBank genome assembly. Lineage: Eukaryota; Metazoa; Nematoda; Chromadorea; Rhabditida; Rhabditidae.